Molecule: messenger RNA, 2606 nt
Organism: Asterias rubens (European starfish)
Lineage: Eukaryota; Metazoa; Echinodermata; Asteroidea; Forcipulatida; Asteriidae
Product: dual specificity protein phosphatase 6-like
Exons: 3
Coding region: 85-1215 (376 amino acids)
Biological process (GO): protein dephosphorylation
Cellular component (GO): cytoplasm
Molecular function (GO): protein tyrosine/serine/threonine phosphatase activity
Source: RefSeq, a predicted model, not a curated record
CUGCUCUGCACGUCCGACUCGUCAUACAACGAUGGAACGACACAUUUUGAGUUGUGAAAACAAUGGAAAUGCCCCCAGUAAGUAAUGGGAUCAGCUAGCAGCAGAAGGGGGUCGUUGAAGAGUCCCAGGGAAACAAUCGUCAGAAAUGUUAGCCAGACAAGGAGUAACAGCCUACCCUCCAUCAGAAAACUGCAGUCCUUACCGGAGCUUGCGGUGGUACCCACCUCCAAAACCGUGGAACCAGUACAGGUAACCAGAUGCCCACAUCUCCCUCCCGUAGGUAAGACAGAAAAGGGUACCCUAGUCCCCACGACUCCCCCCAUAGAGGAGGAACACGAAGGGUACGAAUCGGUGCCUGCUUUGUACAAUCUCAUGAACGAUGGUUUUCGUCUGCCGUUCAUCCACUCCCCCGAGUACAUGCUCAUUCUGGACGCUCGUGAGAACGCGUCGUUUGACGAGUCUCACAUUCUGACGGCUAGGACUCACACUGCUAUCGACACGGAUUUUGACUGCUCGCUGGACUCGGGGAAACUGACACGGUUUACGCAUAUUGUGCUGUACGACGAUAACAGCAACCUAGAGGAAACGAACCUGGUGCUAACAAACCUCGCCGAGAAGCUACGAACUCAUGGUCUCGACCCUGCCAUACUCAUCGGCGGGUUUAGUGCCUUUAACAAGGCUUACUCGUUUCUGUGCAAUGAUCUGUUGAUCCGUAGUGAGCGAGACCGCGCUCGCAUGAUCCGCACCUAUCCCUCGGAGGUCAUCGAGGGCGCCCUUUACCAGGGCAAUGCAAAACACUCCAGCAAUCGCAAAGUUAUUGAGAACCUGGGCAUUACCCACGUCGUUAAUGCCACCACGGAAUGUGCGAACGCCUUCGAGGGGGAAUGCAAGUACCUCCAUCUAAAAUACGCCGAUGAACUCAGCUCCAAUAUGAAGCACCGGUUACCUCUAGCGGCGGAUUUUAUCGCGGACGCACUAAGCGGCGGCGGCCGUGUGCUAGUUCACUGCGUAGAGGGAAUCAGUCGCAGCUCGACGAUUACUAUCGCGUUCUUGAUGAAGUACCGGGGCUGGAGUCUCGCCGAUGCCCUAAGUUUCCUUAGGAGUAAGCGACCCAAGGCAAGGCCGAACAGGGCGUUCCUCAUCCAGCUUGGCGAUCUUGAGAGGGAGCUGUUUGGAAAGAAGAUCAGCGACGUGGAGGAGAUUUAUAUGAGCUGAAAUCUUCCCUGUAAACCUUUAUUUUUUUGUAUUAAUCGUAAGAUGCAAUUCCACAAUAACUCUUGUUACUGCGGUGACAUUAUUUACAAAUACUGAGUUUUUAUAGUACCUUUUUUGUGGUUUAAUAUCAGGUAUGAUAUUUAUCCUAAUUUAGUCUGAUUUCUGAUAGUUUGUUUGGCCUCUUACAAAUCAGCUAAAUUAUUUUUGAUUAAUGUACCUAGUAGGGUCAUCCCUUGAACUCUAAUGGUAAAGUAUCGUGCCUGUAUCAUGUUGAUUUGUUAAGAGAUUACAAUAAUAGUAAUAAUAAUAAUAAACAACGCUUAUAAAGCGCCUUACAUCCAUGACUGGACCCCAAGGCGCUGUACACACAUUAAAAAUAGCAGCAAAAACUACCAAAGAGCAUAAACGAUUUCUAAAAAUAUAAACCACAAAAAUGGAUUAGCCAUUAAUUAAAACCACAAACCGCGAAAUUUAAAAGUUAUGGAAAAGCACUACUAUAAAAAGAUUAGUUAAACUUACAAUACUUUAAAAAGGUGUCCAUAGGGGUACACUUACAAUUAUAUCAUAUCAGGGGUCAAUCCCGCAAAGUUAGGACCAGUCCCUUUAAGACCAGUCCCAAGAGAUAAUUUCAGCUUUGUUAAUUCACAAAAGACGAUAAGAACACCACAGUACAGGUUUCUACAUGUAUGUUCUGUUCAGUUAACAAGAGUUACAGUGGAAUUGAUCUUAUGUACAAGUUUCUACUAAUAAAACAAUAAAUCCAAUUAUAGUUACUAACUUUUAAAUAUAUUUAUAUCUUUUUUUUUUUAACUUCUUAAUUUUUGUUUAAUGUUUAUUGUGUUAAAAAUAACAAUGUCAAGUAUCAGGUCUCGAAGAACACAAAGGCCAUGCUGUUGCCCUGGUCUUGGCCUUAGUGCCUCUUCAAAAGUUCCCCAUAGACCUUCUGGUUUUAAAUGGAAAUGCCCCUUUGCAAAAAUGGGAAUGGCCUUGCGUGUAAUUCCGCGCCUGAUUUUAAACGAUUUCAGAUCACUUGAUAACUUUAUUUCUGUAAUUUAAUUUUGAUUUUGAUUUCGACAAAGAUUAAGUUUGCAUUCUCUCAAAACCAACCAGAGAUCUGAAAAUAGGUUUUCAAAGUGAUUAAUUUGCUGUUCACUUCAAACUCUACCCUGCCUUAUGUGCCGAAAUAGUAAAAAUGUUGGUAUUUUGUUGCAAUCUUAGCAGUCAACUCAAAUCCAGUAGUCUGUUGCACUGUUCUGAGUUUAACAGAGUUCUACAUGGUCAUGGCGUGUCCAUUAGCCUUUAUGAGGUAUGGUGAACACUACAGGAGUGCACUGUGUGGUUUGAGGUAUGGUGGACACUACACUGUGUGGUUUGAGGUAUAGUGGACACUA